AGGAUUGGACGAGACUCGAGAGUCAACGUCGAGUAUACGGUUAAUACGGCGGACGUUCUUCUGUUCUCGAGUCGAUCGGUCGUCGUCUUUACGCUCUCACGUUAAUUCGCAUAGCCUGGCCGCCGGAAAAUGGCACUCCUAUCCUUACGUCUAGCCUCAUCCUUGGCCAGGCAUCUGCCGAAUACCACGGCCCAGAUCAAUUGGCCUGCGAUUACCAUAGUUUCCCGCAAAUAUCAUGUCUCCUGCAGCCGCCGCUCAGCAGAAAUUUCUGCUAUCCUGGAGGAGCGUAUCCUUGGAACAGCACCAAAGGUGAGCUACAACCUCGUCAGAGAAAUAAAUUGUCAUGUUAUUUGA
Molecule: messenger RNA, 354 nt
Organism: Wasmannia auropunctata (little fire ant)
Lineage: Eukaryota; Metazoa; Arthropoda; Insecta; Hymenoptera; Formicidae
Product: ATP synthase subunit alpha, mitochondrial-like
Exons: 2
Coding region: 130-354 (74 amino acids)
Source: RefSeq, a predicted model, not a curated record